Molecule: messenger RNA, 3206 nt
Organism: Corythoichthys intestinalis (scribbled pipefish)
Lineage: Eukaryota; Metazoa; Chordata; Actinopteri; Syngnathiformes; Syngnathidae
Gene: entpd4
Product: ectonucleoside triphosphate diphosphohydrolase 4
Exons: 13
Coding region: 807-2666 (619 amino acids)
Biological process (GO): UDP catabolic process
Cellular component (GO): Golgi apparatus
Molecular function (GO): UDP phosphatase activity; GDP phosphatase activity
Source: RefSeq, a predicted model, not a curated record
GCGUAGUCUAUUUAUCCAACUUUGGUGAAAAUAAAGCUUAAUUUAUACUGGUGACACAAAUGGCACCCUAUAAAAAAUGGCACGCUUAUAUUCAUCAAGGUGUCACCGUUAGGCAGCUGAAAUCUAAAUCUGCUUAUGCUGCUCAAAUCAAUGAACAAUUAUCAAACAUGAGGUGUAGUAUCAUCGAACCUUCGAGGCGUACGACAACUUGAGUCUUGGUAAUCGCUUGGAGUUGUCGUCGGUGUCGUUCGCUCUCCUCUCUCGCUCGACAAAGUUGCUCCUCGUACGACGUUACGGUUCUUUCCAAGAGGCCGAAGAUUUCGUCGGCGGCCGCAAUGAGUCGAUCCCUUAUCAACUCCUUUAACAUGGUGAUGUUGUAGAAAGCUGAACGACCACGGAAAGAUGAAAAAACUGAACCGCGUACGGUAUCUAUAUCAAAUUCUUCUUCGUUUUUCUUCUUCUUCUUCUUCGAUUUUCUUCUUCUUCUUCGUUUCUUCUUCUCAGUAUUUCCGGUAGAUUCGACGCCGGGCGGGGUGUUGCGACAGUAUGCUUGUCAAGCACUCGUUCGCGUCAGCCGGUUAGCGUCUGAUGUCAAAUAUGAAGGACUUUGGAAUUUAUAAAUAUAACUUUGAGAUAAUUAGGACAUAGCCUGGGCACAGUUAUUCUACUGACGCCGACGACUGUUAAACGUCGUGGGGACUCGUGAAUGAAGCGGGAUGGAGUGCCUCGAAAGCUGGAGCCAAUUCAUCCAUUCUACAGACUAAUCAGUUCACUCGAAUGAAACAAAGACAAAGAGAACGAUCUUCAUGAUGGGCAGGUUCAGUUUUUCUUGCCUCUUCCCAGCAUCUUGGCAUUUCAGCAUGACAUCCCAGAUACUUCAACGCCUCUUGCUACCAUCAUUUAGGCAGCUGAUCUUCAUUGGGCUGCUCUUCCUUCUACUGGGAGCAUUUUACCUGGUUCUUGUGGUUGGAAAGUUGCCUACCAGCUGGAUAAAAAAGGAAAACCACUUCCAUAGGCACUUGGCUCGGGUUACUGACGUGGAUUCGACAGACGCCACCAAUCCAGACCUGAACUAUGGACUGGUGGUGGAUUGUGGCAGCAGCGGUUCUAGGGUAUACGUGUAUUGCUGGCCAAGGCACAACGGCGAUCCCCAUGAGCUCCUGAACAUUCGCCAAAUGAGGGAUCAAAAUCGGAAGUCUGUGGUCAUGAAAAUUAAGCCAGGAAUUUCCAAGUUGGCUCAAACACCAGAGAAAGCCAGCGACUACAUCUAUCCACUGCUGAGCUUUGCAGCUGAACACAUUCCCAAAAACAAACACAUUGAGACACCUCUUUAUAUCCUGUGCACAGCUGGAAUGAGAAUUCUGCCUCAAAGUCAACAAGAGGCGAUUUUAGAAGAUCUGCGAACUGACAUCCCUGUGCACUUCAACUUCCUGUUCUCAGAUUCCCACGUCGAAGUCAUUUCUGGAAAGCAAGAAGGGGUCUACGCGUGGAUCGGAAUCAACUUUGUUCUUGGAAAAUUUAAUCAUGCUCACAAUGAUGGAGAAGCUGUUGUUGAGGUCAACGUACCGGGUGGUGAUCAACAGGAGGCGCUGGUGAGAAAAAGGACAGCUGGUGUUUUGGACAUGGGCGGAGUUUCCACACAGAUAGCAUUUGAAGUGCCCAAAACUGUAAGCUUUACAUCUCCACAACAGGAGGAAGUGGCAAAGAAUUUACUUGCAGAAUUUAAUCUGGGAUGUGAUGCCCAUCGCACAGAUCAUGUGUACCGUGUGUAUGUCGCCACCUUCCUGGGUUAUGGAGGAAAUGCAGCACGCCAAAGUUAUGAGGAAAGCAUCAUCAAACUCACUGCUACUCGAAAUAAGUUGUUUGGUCAGCAUAUUGGCGAAAUGGCAGAGUCACCCCUCCUGGACCCUUGUCUCCCCAAAGAUCUGCUGGAUCAGAUCGGUGCCCCCGAACAGAAGCUCCAUGUGCUCGGCACAGGUGACUUCGAUCAGUGUCGACGUGUGCUUCAACCUUUCCUCAACCGCACCAAUGAGACUCAAACCUCUCUGAGCGGCAUCUUCCAGCCGGCCAUCGAUUAUAACAACAGCCAGUUUUAUGGCUUUUCGGAGUUCUACUACUGCACAGAGGACGUUCUGCGCAUGGGCGGAGACUAUAACGCUUCCAAAUAUGCUCAGGCCGCCAAGGGUUACUGUGCCACCCAGUGGAAGACUUUGAGGGAACGCUUUGAUUCGGGUUUGUACGCGUCCCAUGCUGAUCUCCACAGACUCCAGUAUCAGUGCUUUAAAUCUGCAUGGAUGUAUGAAGUCUUACACACUGGCUUCUCUUUUCCCUCUGACUACAAAAACCUGAAAACUGCAUUUUUGGUAUACGAUAAGGAAGUCCAGUGGACCCUGGGAGCAAUACUCUUCCGAACACGCUUUCUACCUUUGAGGGACAUACAGCAAGAAAGUCUCAAAGGAGUGCACGCUCACUGGAGACACAGCUUCUCAUUUGUCAACAAUCACUACUUAUUGCUAGUGUGUUUCUUCAUCGUCGUCCUGUCUAUAAUUUUAUACGUGUUGCGACUUCGACGAAUCCACCGCCGCGCAGCCCAGCGAUGCUCCCCUUCUUCUGUGCCUUGGCUGGAGGAAGGUUUGGGCUCACCAACACUCCCGAUAAACCUCUAAUGUCUCGUUCAAGAGCUUCGCCAUAUUGAGUAGAAGGCAUCUUGGAGAGGAAGUUUUCCUGCAAAGUCUCACUGAGCCACACAACUGUACAAAUCUGCCAGAUUAUAUGGUCUUUUUUUAUCACCCAAUAGAAAAGACAAAACUAUGAUUUUUUUUUUUCUUUUUUUAUGUGGGCAUUCAUAUCGCUCUGCCUCUAAGGAAUGUUUUUUUUUUUUUUUUUUUUUUUUUUUUUAAAUUAUUAUUAUUUAAUACUUUAAGCACUUCACAUAAUCCAUCUUUAAGUGUCUGGUGCACUGGAACGCAGGUGAAAAUUUUUAAUACUGCUAGUGCUUAUACUGUUUGUGUUUUCAAAAAUGUUGAUGCUAUACUUGUGCAAUACAUGUCUUGUCACUGCUCUGACCUAUUCAAAAUACUCCUAUGUAAUAGGCCUGUUUUUCUUUUGUCUCAUAUACUUUAAUAUUGAGCAUUGGGCAUCUGGUGCGGCUAUUGAGUCCAUGCUUCAUUUUCAGAAGCAGCCAUAUAAGAUGUGACGAUCGGUAA